AUGGCGAUUCAAAUCCAACAGCAAGACGUGGUUAUCAGCAGCCUGUUCAGGGAGUUUCCGAUGGAGAUCAAACUCGACAUCUUUGAGAAACUCGUCGAUAGCGCGUACGCCCAGGUUGCUGCUACCCCUGAGACCUGGAUGGUUGACGGAUGCGAAGAUGCAAUCGACCAGAUCUACAUCAUUAACAGCCACAUCCCAAGCCAAGACAUCCAUCUCCGGCGCUUCCAGCUCAUACGCGUUGCAUCCCAGAUCAACAGCACAACACGCGCCCUUGUCAACCGUCGGCUGCCCCGUUUCCCAAGAUACUACUACUUCACCCUCUCCGGCAGAGUUUCACUGUCCUUACCCAAGGCCACGUCGCUCCGCCACACCUGGGUCUGUCCCGAGCACGACCGCUUCCGCCUUCAGCCCUCCACCAACCGGUACAACGACGACGGAGACAGAAAGAACACCCUGGAGAGCGCGAUCCUGAACGCCAUGGGCAAGACCCUCGAGCACAUGAAGCACAUCCAGAAGGCCCUAUACUCGGACAACCUGUUCUUUCACGCCAGAAAGACCGAGAUCCAGGCGAUCGCGUCGCUGCCGAAUCUCAAGUCCAUCUGCCUGUGGCCCGGCCCCACGGAGCGCCCCAUGCGCCCCGCGGAGCCGCACCUCCACAGCGAGCUGCAGCCCGUCGACCCUAGCAUCUACUUCCUGCUGGCGCAGCAGGACCAGAUACGGCUCCUUUCGCUGUGGAAGCCGCUGUGGGAUGCCGGAGUCCGCAUCACCUGCGGCCGGCACUGGUUGAACGAGGAGAUAGCGGAGAUUGUCCGCACGGACGAGGGGCUGCGCCUGCGGUUCCUACAGGAGGAGUGCAAGUGCUACGAGCCUGCUCAGAGCGAUGGCGAGGGUUCCUAG
Molecule: messenger RNA, 897 nt
Organism: Colletotrichum graminicola M1.001
Lineage: Eukaryota; Fungi; Ascomycota; Sordariomycetes; Glomerellales; Glomerellaceae
Exons: 1
Coding region: 1-897 (298 amino acids)
Source: RefSeq, a predicted model, not a curated record